Corythoichthys intestinalis (scribbled pipefish) is the source of this 3076-nucleotide messenger RNA. Its product is annotated as gastrula zinc finger protein XlCGF57.1-like. The record is from RefSeq and is a predicted model, not a curated record. The transcript has 2 exons. Lineage: Eukaryota; Metazoa; Chordata; Actinopteri; Syngnathiformes; Syngnathidae. The coding region runs from base 364 to 1752 and encodes 462 amino acids.
GUUUCUACUUCCGGUUCACUUGACGCAACGUCCGUGUGCCCUCACCACACUUGCAGUUUUUGUUCCCAUCUCCAAACCAAACGAGCUCCUUCAAAAUACUCUCAUCGGUGUCCCGCAGACGUUACCAAAGAAAAUCUUCACCCUGAGAAGCACAAUCCCCUCCACGUUAAACAGGAGCCGGAGUCGGAAAUGCCGUACAUCAAACAGGAAUCGGUGCCACACAAUCCCUACGUUAAAGAAGAAGAACAAGAAGCUGAAAUCUCCAAGUUUCCAAUGACCGUCAGUGUGAAAAGUGAAGAAGAUUAAGGUCCAAGCGAAGAGAGUGGAGCAGUGAAACAGUCGAGCGACGGCUCAUUUCAGCACAUGGCAACAAAAGGAGAGGGACAAUCGCAACCGGCCGGCCUAUUAGCUACACGCUCGGACAGCGACAACGUAACGUCACGCUCUUCUGACUUUAACGCUGAUGAGGAGGAUGUUGACUUUGAGCAGAGUGAUUGGAAAUUCUUCAACAAGUCAUCAUUGAAAAGAGACAAAAACGAACGUGCGGGUGGGAAACCGUUUGGUUGCGCACUUUGCAACAAAGGAUUUUCUCGAAAGACGAAUUUAGAAGUGCAUCAGGGGACACACAUUAGAGAGAAACCUUUUGACUGCUCGCUUUGUGGCAAAAGAUUCACACAGAAGGCACUAUUAAACAAGCACACAAGAAGCCACACUGGAGAGAAGCCUUUUGUCUGCACACUUUGCAACAAAAGAUUUUUUCAGAAGUCUCAUUUAAUUACACACAAGCGUACACACACUGGAGAAAAGCCUUUUGUCUGCACGUGUUGUGGUCAAAGAUUCGCCGAGAAAGGAAAUUUAAACCAACAUGUGAGAACACACAAUGGAGAGAAGCCUUUUGCAUGCUCCUUAUGUGAGAAAAGAUUUUAUUUUCAGUCUCAGUUGACAAGGCACAUGCGUACACACACCGGAGAUAAGCCUUUUGUCUGUACAUGCUGUGGUAAAAGAUUCACAGAGAAGAGAAAUUUCAACAGACAUGCAAGAACACACAUUGGAGAAAAGCCUUUUGUCUGCACAUGUUGUGGUAAAAAAUUCAUCGACAAGGUAGAAUUAAACCAACACAUCAGAACACACACUGGAGAAAAGCCUUUUGUCUGCUCACUUUGUGGCAAAAGAUUCACACAGAAGGCACAUUUAAACAAACACACAAGAAGCCACACUGGCGAGAAGCCUUUUGUUUGCACACUUUGUAACAAAAGAUAUUCUCAGAAGGCUCAUUUAAUAAUACAUAAGCGUACACACACUGGAGAAAAGCCUUUUGUCUGCACAUGUUGUGGUCAAAGAUUCGCCGAGAAGGGAAAUUUGAAACAACACAGAAGCACACACAGUGGAGAGAAGCCUUUUGGCUGCUCUCUUUGUGGUAAAAGAUUCACUCGAAAGGGUGAUUUAGUAUCGCACGCAAGUAGCCACACUGGGGAAAAACCUUUCGCCUGCUCCUUAUGUGAGAAAAGAUUUUAUUGUCAGUCUCAGUUGACAAGACACAUGCGUACACACAAUGGAGAAAAGCCUUUUGUUUGCACAUGUUGUGGGACAAGAUUCACCGAGAAGAGAAAUUUAAACAGACACGUAAGAACACACACUGGAGAAAAACCUUUUGGCUGCUCAAUUUGUGGUAAAAAAUUCACUCAAAGGCGAGAUUUAGUAUCGCACGCAAAAAGUCACACUGGGGAAAAACCUUUCAAUUGCAGUGUUUAACAAGAUAUUGAAAUUCCUGCCACAUAUUUUCUUAUUCAGUUUCCCUUGAGGCUCUUUUGAAAAGUUGUUGAAAUGAUUUUGCUGGUCGUGGUCUUUCACAACUAACCAAUAUUCUUGUUUUUACACUUUUUUUUUUUUUUUAUCGAAUGAACUAGGUUUAUUUUAGGUUGGGUUACUUAAUAUCAAAAUUGAUCUUCUGUUUUAUAUUAUGACUUUUCUGAUAUUUUGAUUUACUCAAAUUUGGCUUUGUCUCAUCUGUUUGUUGCUUUUGUAAACUCUGUUGUAUAGUGACCUUGAAUGUCUUGAAAGGAUUUAUGAAAUGAUACGUAUUACACUGGUCAACAGUCAAAUUUGUGCAUGAAAUAUUGAUACUAUUUGUCGUUAAAUUGAGGUCAUUGGAUGCAUUGCAAGUGUCAGAAUAUAGAACUUGUUUGCGAGUUCUUACAGUUUAAAUGUUGUCAAUGAGAAUAUUUUAAAAUAUCUGUUUGGAAUAUUUCCUUUAGGACAAAAAGGCUGAUAUAUACAAGAACAAUUAAUUUCAAAUAUAUAUUUUGUGUAUUUUAUAUUUUUAAGCCUCUUUUUAACUUACUACCUUUGCACUGUAUAUAGACCCCACUCACCAACGUCUUACAAUGACGUGUCGCUGUAUUGUGCCGCCAUAUUGUCUGUCAUUGUCCGUAUUUUCAAUGGUCUCAAUUUAUCGUGCAAUUUAUAGUGCAAUUCAUGGAAGCCCCGGUGCUUUCAGACGCUGUAAACUCAUUGGAUGUGUUGCAUAAAAGGCGUUAUGUGGAAAAGCUUCGGUCGAUCCAUUCACCAGAUCCAUAUUUGAUGCCUAAAUCGAUAUUUUUCGACUCCCUGUCUUCGCCGUCUCUGCCUGACAUCUGCUACCCUGAUAUCUACAACCAUCUUGUCCACAGAAACUCAGCCUAUUCUCACGAAACUUUGAAAAACUUUAAUAGCAGCACUCUAAGCAACAUUACCCCGUGUGACCCUUCCAAUUUUCUAAAAUGGCGACAGUCAAUUAAAAAAAAAGUUGACUGCGAUGGCCGACACUUCAAGGAUAGGUGGAUAUUGGACUAUUUCUUCAAUAAAAUACACAACAACUGUGUCUGCCUCAUUUGCAAAGAGACAGUCGCUGUUUUCGAAGAGUUCGAUGUGACGCGAUAUUACCAAACAAGACACGCUGACAUGUACGGCAACAUUACAUAGCAGAUUCAUGGCGCAUUAAGCCCCCAAACUAUUUUUAAUUUGUCCGUUUUACCCUGGAAACCCCCGCUUACAGACAUCGCGCAACCGCUUUUGUUUCAACCCAGCCAUAAAACGA